AUCUGGGCCACUUGAUAAUGGUUUAAAAAAAAAUGAAAAGUUUUUUCAAUAAAUGUUUUAUUAUUUAGAUUUUAUUUAUCAAGAAGCAUUUUUAACUACUUAUCGUACGUUUGUCACACCACAAAAACUAGUUGAAAAACUCAUACAACGAUAUACAUUUUUCUUUAAAUAUGAAUCAAAGAAAAAAAUUGCACGUUAUGCAUUUUCAUUGUUGAUUCGAGUUAUUGAUGAAAUAGAGUAAGUAGUCAUGAUCUUAGUUUUCGCUGUUCUCUUUACUUAUGCAAUACAAAGCAGAAUGUUUAGACUUCGAAAUUGUUUUGUAAUCAAACCCUCGAGAGUCUUAUUCCUAUUGCACUCUUCACUCGUGACAAUUUAUGAUUACAUGUAUUGUUCAAUGAUAUACUGAUAGUCGAGUACCAUUAGGAUAUUCAUUUUAUUUUAGUAAUGAACUAUCAGAUAAUAUGAUGACAUCAUUAUCGUUAUUUGUCACAAAUUUAAUACGAAGUAGUGAAUUACAAUUAGGAAAAUUAUUACGACGAAAAUCUUUGGAACGUUUUUCAAAACGACCACAACAAAUUAAAGCCAAUAUUAUUUUAAUACAAAAUCAAAUAUCACCAAAACGUUCGACACUAUUAGAUUUUAAUUCAAAUGAUGUUGCUGAACAAAUGACAUUAUUAGAUUCAGAAUUAUUUUUAAAAAUAUCAUUACCAGAAAUAUUGUACAUGUCAAUUGAAAAAGGAGAAGAUUAUUGUCCGAAUCUGUCCUAUUUUACAGAACAUUUUAAUAAAAUGUCUUAUUGGGUACGAUCACGAAUAUUAGAACAAAAUUCUCAACAACAUCGUGAAAAUUACUUUGAAAAGUUUCUCAAAAUUUUAAAACAUUUACGACGUCUCAAUAAUUUCAAUUCGUAUUUGGCAAUAUUAUCUGCACUCGAUUGUGGACCAUUGAAACGUUUACAUUGGUCAAAAAGUAUCACCGAAUCAACAACGGAACAUACAGUUUUGAUUGAUAGUACAGGAUCAUUUAAAAAUUAUCGUGAAGCAUUAUCAAAUUCUGUUGGUAGUCCAUGUAUACCGUACAUUGGUCUCAUAUUAUCUGAUUUAACAUUUGUUCAUAUUGGAAAUGCUGAUUAUUUACCUGAUGGUAAAACAGUUAAUUUUUGGAAACGAUGGCAACAAUUUAAUAUUCUUCAUAAACUUCGUUAUUGUCGAAAAUGGGAACAUAAAUUUGAACGAAACGAUCGUAUACUAUUCUUUUUUAAUAAUUUUGAUGACUAUAUGAGUGAAGAUUCACAAUGGCUUCAAAGUGAAAAACUUAAACCACGAUCAAAAGCAAAUCCUUAUGGAUAA
Molecule: messenger RNA, 1349 nt
Organism: Didymodactylos carnosus
Lineage: Eukaryota; Metazoa; Rotifera; Eurotatoria; Philodinida; Philodinidae
Source: the annotation of a GenBank genome assembly